AUGUCUGCUUUCUUCAACUUAGGAAAGACGCGCACUUUCAAGCCUCGCAAGGAUGUGCCGGAGGGAACGAAACAAUACCAGCUGCGCAAGUACGCCGAGGCUACCCUUGGCUCAGGCAACCUGCGUCUUGCGGUGCGCCUGCCCGAGGGCGAGGACCUCAACGAGUGGCUUGCGGUUCAUGCUGUCGACUUCUUCAACCACCUCAACAUGCUCUACGGCACAGUGACCGAGUUCUGCACGCCACAGGAGGCGAGUACAUCCCCGUCGGCCGCGUGCCCGAUCAUGUCCGCCGGGCCCAGAUACGAGUACCUCUGGGAAGACGGGGCGCGGUACAAGAAGGCGACGAAGCUGCCGGCGCCCGAGUACGUCGACGCGCUCAUGAACUGGGCUCAGGGGCUGCUCGACAACGAGGAGAUCUUCCCGAGCGAGAUGGGGAAACCGUUCGGGAAGACGUUCCGGGAGACGAUUGGGCGGCUCUUUAGGCGGCUCUUCCGGGUGUACGCGCACCUGUACAGCAACCACUUUGAGCACAUAUGCGCGCUGGGCAUCGAAGCGCACCUGAACACGAGCUACCGGCACUUUUUCCUUUUCGUGAACGAGUUCGAUCUCGUGGACAAGCGCGAGCUGGCCCCUCUCGACGAGUUGAACGAGGCGAUCUUGGCAGAGGACAAGAGCCGGUAG
Molecule: messenger RNA, 681 nt
Organism: Epithele typhae
Lineage: Eukaryota; Fungi; Basidiomycota; Agaricomycetes; Polyporales; Epitheliaceae
Product: Mob1/phocein
Exons: 9
Coding region: 1-681 (226 amino acids)
Biological process (GO): signal transduction; positive regulation of protein phosphorylation; cell division
Cellular component (GO): nucleus; cytoplasm
Molecular function (GO): protein kinase activator activity
Source: RefSeq, a predicted model, not a curated record